This is a messenger RNA of Tarenaya hassleriana, 1550 nucleotides long. RefSeq names its product trihelix transcription factor GT-3b. The record is from RefSeq and is a predicted model, not a curated record. Bases 248 to 1150 code for a protein of 300 amino acids. The transcript has 2 exons. NCBI's taxonomy places the organism in Eukaryota, Viridiplantae, Streptophyta, Magnoliopsida, Brassicales, Cleomaceae.
UGGAGACAGGAGGAGGAGAGAGUAGAGAAGAAGAAAAGAAUUAGUGUGCCGAAGAAAAUCCGAGUUCCCUUUCUUGACGAUUCACAUCCUUUUUCUCAUCAUUAUUAUUAUUAUUUUCUUCUUCUUUGUAAAUUGUAUCCACUUCGAGAAAACCAUCGAAGAGCCUAAGCUUUUGAUUCUGAUCCUUCAGAUCGUGAACGUGAUCGCCUUCAGAUCGUGAUUUUCCGCGUUCUCCACGUUGAAUCUCAUGGACAGUCACCAUCACCACCUCCACCACCUCCAGUACCUCCACCACCAUCAGACGCAGACGCAGAGUAUGGCGGUGGAGGCGACGGCAGGAGGAGGAGGGGAUAGGUUUCCGCAGUGGAGCGUGGAGGAGACGAAGGAGAUGAUAGGGAUAAGGGCAGAGCUUGAUCAGACGUUCAUGGAAACUAAGAGGAACAAACUUUUGUGGGAAGUUGUCUCCAACAAGAUGAGGGAUAAGGGUUUUCUUCGCAGCCCUGAACAGUGCAAGUGCAAGUGGAAGAACCUCUUCACUCGCUUCAAGGGAUGUGAGACGAUGGAGCCGGAGAUGGCGAGGCAGCAAUUCCCGUUCUAUGAUGAUAUGCAAGUGAUUUUCACAUCAAGAAUGCAGAGAAUGUUAUGGGCAGAAGCCGAAGGAGGAGGAGGGGGAGUAGGAACUAGUGGCAAGAAGAAAGCCAGCUCAGAGCAGUUUUCCUCGGACGAGGAAGAUGAGAAUGUAAACGAAGAGAUGGUGAGUGAGGAACUGAUAGGAGAUGUAAUCAGCAGAAACCCGAAAAAGCAAAAUCCGAGGAAGAACGUUCAAAAGAAGCGAAAGGGCGGUCUCAGUAGUGGCAGUAGUUAUGGUAAUAUGGGUAUGAGGGAGGUGUUGGAAGAGUUUGUGAGGCAACAACUGAGAAUGGAGAGGGAAUGGAGAGAGGCGUGGGAGGCGAGAGAGAAGGAGAGAGCGGAGAAGGAGGAAGAGUGGAGGAGGAAGAUGGAGGAUCUCGAGAAGGAGAGGUUGGCCAUGGAGCGAAUGUGGCGAGAGAAAGAGGAGCAGCGACGUGCGAGGGAGGAAGCGAGGGCCGAGAAGAGGGAUGCCCUUAUCAAUGCUUUGCUCUCCAAAUUCACAAGAGAAGGUUCUCUCUGAUUUAGAGCUCUAAAAUGAUUUGAUCAUUUUUUGUUUCUCUUCAUUAGAAAACGAGGACCAAAUCAUUUAAUUUAAACCGAGUUCCGAUGAUUAUGGACAUAGGACAGUUGAAGAAGAUAAAAAGGAUAACAACAUUUAGCUUCAAUAUUAUCAUUAGAGGAAAAUGGAUGCCUUUCUAAAAUGACUUGGUCACCAAGGUUCCCUCUCUCUCUAUUUCUUUAACUUAGUUUUUUUUUUUUUUUGUGGGUUAAAGCUUCUGAUCUUUAAGGUUAGAAUCCAACACGCAAAUGUCAUCAAAGGACAUUUAAUUUUUACCUGUUUAUAGUAGGAGUUACUUGGAUGAGUUAUAUAGAUACGUGGAUUUAAGUUAUGAUCAAAUAAUAUAUAUAUUUUUUUAUUA